AUGGCUUCGACUUCCUCCUCCUCAACAACGCCGCGCUAUGCCAUCACUGCUGUCGAUAAGCAGCGCUCAGCGCUUGACAAGCUGCUCAAAGAUCCGCAAAAACCUGCAUUCAUCCCUACCCCUCCACAAGACAAGACGAUUCGCCCGGCCCGUGAAAUGAUGAAGAACGUUCAGGGCUCUAGUGCUGGUGCGGGUAGCGGCGAGUUCCAUGUGUACAAGGCGAGCAGGAGGAGAGAAUACGAGCGUAUAAAGCUCAUCGAAGAGACGGCCCAAAAGGAAACCGAUACUGCCGAGUUUGAGCGGAAACGGAAGGAGGCGGAAGCGCUCGCAGAAUCAAAAACUGCAAAGAAUAGGGCUAAGCGCCAGAAGAAGAAGGAGCGGGCGAAGGGGAAGGGAGAGAGCAACAAUAACAAGUCAACGUCGGAGGCACCUUUAAAGAAGCGGAGGCUGGUCAAUGGACAAGAACUGGUAUUUCGUAAACCUGGCGAAGGCAGCGAUAGUGAGGGCGAUGAGGAAGUUGGGCCGCAAGCUCCCGUUGAAGAGAAGGAAACUGUUGCUCCGCUUGAGGGCCCAGAGAUUGUCGACACUGCACCACGAAUCGUUUUCCACGACGAUGAUUGA
Molecule: messenger RNA, 621 nt
Organism: Mycena indigotica
Lineage: Eukaryota; Fungi; Basidiomycota; Agaricomycetes; Agaricales; Mycenaceae
Exons: 2
Coding region: 1-621 (206 amino acids)
Biological process (GO): negative regulation of protein kinase activity
Cellular component (GO): nucleolus
Molecular function (GO): protein kinase inhibitor activity; protein kinase binding; double-stranded RNA binding
Source: RefSeq, a predicted model, not a curated record